This is a messenger RNA of Pseudo-nitzschia multistriata, 1009 nucleotides long. NCBI's taxonomy places the organism in Eukaryota, Bacillariophyta, Bacillariophyceae, Bacillariales, Bacillariaceae. The record is from the annotation of a GenBank genome assembly.
CGCCAAAGAAAGUUGGGAACACCGCCUACAGAAACACUCUACAGACCCAUCAUCGUCAUUCCACCAAGAGAGACAUAGCCUGUUUAUAAUUUAAUUAGUUAUCAAAAAGAAUAGAUACCAUGAAGCUCCUGUCACUGCUMGUCUCUCUUUUGGCCUCUGGCUCCUCUUUGGCCUUUGCUCCUGCAAAGAUCGCCUCGACUCGCUCUGCUGCCGUUGCUCCUAUGCAAAUGGCCGCAAGCGAAGAAUUGUACAUCGAUGAAGAGCGUCGAUUCUUGAUGAACUUGAUCCUCGUCGGAUCUGCCGCUGUCACUGUUGGUGCCAUCGGUAUCCCGUACAUCCUCUUCUUCGUUCCUCCUGGUGCUGGAGGUGGCAGCGGUGGAGUCCCUGCCAAGGAUGCUCUUGGUAACGACAUCUUCGCCCAGGCCUACCUUYMMUCYAAGYCUGCCGGAGAYAGAUCUUUGGCACAGGGAUUGAAGGGAGAUGCCACUUACCUUAUYRUCAAGGACGAUAACACYCUUGAAAACUACGGUCUUAACGCUGGUAAGUCGAAGGAAUGCAACAUGUGAUGAUUCGGUGUAUGGUCUUCUUGGUUUCGUAUCAAUUUCUGUGCCAAGAGUGGAGUAAAAUUCCUGAAAGUCCUCCUUAAAUCAUAACGAAGCAAUGACUAACAUUCUGAUACUCCUCUCUGCAUUCAAAMAACCAGUCUGCACUCACUUGGGUUGCGUUGUCCCAUGGUCUGCCGCCAACAACAAGUUCAUGUGCCCUUGCCACGGAUCCCAAUAUGCCCCUGACGGACACGUCGUYCGUGGACCUGCCCCUCUUCCCCUUGCUCUUGCCCACUGUGACACCGCCGAAGACGGAAAGAUCACCUUCRCUCCUUGGACCGAGGAUGAUUUCCGAACCGGAGGCAAGGGAUGGUGGAACUAAACUAAGGCAGGCAUUUUUCUCGUGCACGUACACGUUGCUAGCCUUGGUCAAAGAWAUUAUAUCCCACCUCGAACAUUAUAGA